ACCGUUUACUUGAGAAUGGCGGCUGCUGCCUGCAGUACGCACUGUGCGUUGGGCAGUAGUAGCAGUAAACCGCAGAAAGAGCACCUGAGGAGAAGUCGGGAUUCGCGCAGGCGACAGGCAGCCUUGCUGUUCCUUAGUAACAUUUCUUUGGACGGACGGCCCGUACAGCAUGUUAACAAUGCCAACCAGCUGAGCCACAGGGACAGCGAAUUCCUAGGUAUCGACAAUGGAUCAACAAAUGCAGCCCGGCUGUCACCUGCGACGAGUAGUUGUGGGACCUUUCAUAAUCUUUCAGCCUCAGUUAGCUGUGGGGCUGUCAGUUCCGUGCCGAGACUUGGGGUCAUCAACGUCCCUCUUCUGGUGUUGCCUUCGGACUCUGGGUGCAAUGAUGCUGGGACCACCGAGGUAUUUCUGGAGAGGGGAAGAGGGUCUUUCUCCUCACAGGGGAAUCUUCUUUCUCCAGCCAGUCUUCAGCCGACUCCUCUCGGACCUCGAAAGUCGCCAACAUUACACUCUGUUCAUAGCUGCAACUCUGUGUCUUCAGAUUCUCGGCCAAGGUCCCGCAAUCUGUCUGGCUCUCCAAAGCCUCGCCCGAUGAGGAAGGUGCACUUCAUCAAGAACAUGAGACAAUAUGACACCAAAGGCAGCAGGAUCGUGCUCAUCUGUGCCAAACGCUCCCUGUGUGCUGCGUUCUCAGUGCUGCCCUAUGGAGACAGCUUCCACAUCAGUGAGCCGAGGCUGGACGCCUCUCGGAGGAGGCACUCGUCCGGCGGGAUCUCCACCGCGUUGGAGACGCUUCUGCUGCCGGGGCUGGAGGGGUUGGGCCUGGACCUGGUUGCUGGAACAGGACAGACAGUGUCCUACGCUCAAUUCCUGUACCCGACCAACGCUCUGGUGCGGCAUAAGCCGGCCUCAGUGGACAUGACGCUGCAGCUGCCCUACUCCAGAAACAGCAUCCCCCGCAGCUACCCGCCCUCCAGACUCAACAGCACCGUGGGAUUAGACCUAGGUCUCGAUGACAGCGACUAUGACCCCAACCUCCUGAGUGACCACCAGUGGCCCUGUGGGAAACACAAGCGAGUGUUGAUCUUCGCCUCCUACAUGACCACCGUCAUCGAGUACGUGAAGCCAUCUGACAUGAAGAAGGACAUGAACGAGACCUUCAAGGAGAAGUUCCCCCACAUCAAGCUGACGCUGAGCAAGAUUAGGAGCCUGAAGAGGGAGAUGCGCUCCGUGGGAGAUGAGGGCAACCUGCAGCCGGUGACGGUGGCCAUGGCCUUUGUGUACUUUGAGAAGCUGGUGCUGCAGGGACGCCUCAACAAGCAGAACCGCAAGCUGGUGGCCGCCACCUGCGUCCUGCUGGCCGCCAAGAUCAGCAGCGACCUCAAGAAGCAAGAGGUCAAGCAGCUCAUUGAUAAACUGGAGGAGCGCUUCCGCAUCGGCCGGCGUGAGCUCAUCUCAUUUGAGUUCUCCGUUCUGGUGGCGCUCGAGAUGGCACUCUACCUGCCCGAGAGCAAGGUCAUGCCCCACUACCGCCGGCUGGUGCAGCAGCAGUCCUGAGUGGGAGUGGACGUAGGGGUCAGGGCGAGGGUCAAGGUCAAGGGGCGCCUCUUCACUCCCACAUGGCGAAGAGCUUCAGCAGCGGCAGGAGCAACGCUGGAGACUUAAAAAACACUACGCCCCCUGCUGGGUGAAAUUAUAAUACAUCCUGAAGCACACAGAGGGCUAAGAAACAAGGCUCUGGGUGCAAUUGUGUGUGUGUGUGUGUGUGUGUGUGUGUGUGUGUGUGUGUGUGUGUGUGUGUGUGUGUGUGUGUGUGUUUUAAAGAGACUCGGAGACACUGUGAGACCAUUAGCAACAUAAUACUAUUAUUUUAAGUAAUUCCAGUUGUUCCUGGUUUGUAAAUAGACUUUUUGUAAACAAAGAGCAGAAAGUGUGUAGUGGAGAGGGUGUUGUGUAGCAAAGAGACCAGUAUCUGUGUUCUUAAUAUACUGUGUGUAAACCCUUCUGUAUCACCCUAGCAGGUGGAUAUUUAAAGAUGCAACCAUUAUUACUCUAUGUUAAUAAUUCAAAAUGGUCAAACAAGUAAAACAAAACAUUCAAGUGGACAAGGGAAGAUUUAUCCCAGCAAAUAUCAUGUGUGUGUGUGUGUGUGUGUGUGAGAGAGAGAGAGAGAGAGUAAGGUCAUUUGAUUUUCAUAAUAGCAGCCAAAUAUAGUUGUUUUUUGUUUUGUUUGUUUUUUUGAAAGAUUACCUCUUAGUAUAUGAAUUAUGAAUUAUAUGAAAAUCUUUUUCUACAUACAAAUUAUUAACAAACAGAUGCAAUCUGAUCACCAACUCAAUAUUUAACUACAGGUCUUUGCCAUCCCUGCAGUCUGUUAAGAGACACCGUCCCCACUGGCGUAGAUGAUGACUAACCUAUCUACAUGCAGAUGAGUAGAUCAGAUUUCUGCAGAUGAGCAGAUUAAUACGUUGUGUACUCGCCUGAAACCAGAUUUACUCUAAACCUAGCCUAGCAUUAAGUAAGGCACUGGGACAAUCCUGUGAGGUUUGUGCUCUAUGUUAGAGACGGUGCUAAGUAAUAGCACAUUUAUCGUGCUACCCUUUGUACCCCCCCCCCUUUUCUCUCCCUGUCCCCUCUUGUCUGUAAGUGUAUCACACUGUGCCCCAUGUGCUGUUCAUCGUCAGUAAUGAGCACUCCCGUGCUCCGAGUCUGUUUCGUGCAGAGUGUUAAUCACUGUGAUCCAGGCUUCCCCACAGGCCAGGACGUUGCUGUGAUGAAUGGGCUUGUGCCACAGACUGCUAGUUCAGUUUUCCUCGUCGUUGAGUGUCCCUGAUUGUUGUGUUCAGUGUUAUACUCAUACUCGUAGUCGUUAGGCUAUGGGACUGUCUCAGUUUCUUAUGAGGAGGAUGAGCAGUUGGACUACAUAUGGUUUUGGGGUUUUCGUAUAUGUAUAGUCCUCUGGGUUUUUUGUUUUGUUUUGCCUAUGUAUGCAUGUAUGUAAACAAACAGAUUUGCACUUUAUAAGCGAUGCUGUACUCCACGGCAGCAUAGUGUUAAGGGAAAGAUCUCCUUAGACAUCCACUCUGUGUGAAAGAGAUUUUUACAAUAUCUUCCUUCCCCAUGCCAAUGUUCUGUAAAUGUUUUGUGCACCCCCCUGUGGACAUAGUCUGUCGUAGCAAUCUGAGAACCCCCAGCAAGGGGAAGAAAAGGGAAGUCAGGAUUCCUGAUAGAUUUAGGUUGUUCUCAGGAUUUAAUUCUACUUAAUCAGUUUUGUAAUAUUUUUGUCUUGUGACACUGUGACAAAAUUCAGCUGUUGCAUCAUUUCAAUAUUAUCAUUAUGUGUGUUUUUUUAAUCUGUUAUGUUUAUUCCAACACCCCAGCGCUUUUGUUGUAUUGCAAUACCUUUACACCUUGUGCUGCAAGAGUCAUAUUGUCUGUAGAAUCAUUUUACACUUUCCAUUCUACCUGCUUCCUGCUGUCAGCACGGCAGACCCAUCUUAGCUGUGGGUUUGUGUCUAUCUGUCUCCCCCGAAGAUGAAUGAGAUGGAUCUGUGAGCUCCCAGCGUGCAGGUCUGACCCUAUUUGAAGAGUCUCGGCAGGGCUCCUGCUCUGUUCUCUCUGCUUCCAUCUCUCUUCUGUUAUCAGUUAUUUAGUGCAGAAGAACCCUGUCAGUUAGAGAGCACUAUUUUUUAGAUGUGUAAAAUGCAAUGACAGAAUCCCAUGCAGGUAGUGGGGCUACGCACAUCUUUACAGUGUUUCUCAAUGCUUAAGUGAAUGGAGGAUGUUGCCAUUAAACCAUCAAAAGCAUUUCUGAUUGCUAAGACAAGUGUCCAUACUCAUUAGUGACUUAUUACACAUUAUUUACAGUUUGUAAAAAAAAGAAGUGCCUGUGAUUAUUUUAGCUUACCAUGUUAAGAUGUAUUUUUCUAAACCAUUACUGUUGCCCCCUACUCCUAUUUGUGGUGUAUUAAGAAGACUAAGGACUUAGCAGGAGGGACCAUGAGGUAUCCAGCACUGUGACCCCCAGAGGUAGCAAUAACAGAGCUUAGCUGAACAAGCUGAGUUUCGUUCUCCGACUGGCAAAUAGCAAAUAAUCUGGAGCUUAAUGUUGCAACAGUCAGGUCACCAAAUAACCCUAAAACAGGGUGUUCUGGCAUCAACCUUCAUCUGGCCUAACAAAUUCCUGAGUUGGAAAAUGGUUACAGAGAAGUUGUGUGGGGUUAGCACUUUGAUGUCAACAUUCCUUUUCCAGAUCAUGAAUUUCCCUGUUGCUUUUCCUGUUAUACUGUUUUCUUAUUGGUUUACAUUGUUUGUCAUUAAUAUUUUUUGUGUUACCCAAAAUACAUGUUGUAGCCUACUUAUGAAUUAUAUGUAUGUGAUUUUUAUUGUAAAUUGAAAAGUAACACUUUCUAAUAUAUUUUCUGAUUGCACUAA
Alosa alosa (allis shad) is the source of this 4437-nucleotide messenger RNA. RefSeq names its product Cdk5 and Abl enzyme substrate 2b (gene cables2b). The record is from RefSeq and is a predicted model, not a curated record. The transcript is spliced from 9 exons. NCBI's taxonomy places the organism in Eukaryota, Metazoa, Chordata, Actinopteri, Clupeiformes, Clupeidae. The coding region runs from base 16 to 1560 and encodes 514 amino acids. Gene Ontology annotation, biological process: regulation of cell cycle.